AUGCAUAAGGGAGAAGGAAAAAAAAUGCGAAAUGAGGAGGGAGAGGGAGACAGUGAAGAAAUAAUUAAAGCGAGAAAUAAAAUGGAUCCUCGUGUCGUUCGGCUGGAGCCAUACGAGUAUGUUCACAUACUUGACAACAAUACAUGCAAGGUGACGCUUUUGGAAGGGCCGUGCUGCAUUACAUUGCUCGACCAUCUUGUCAACCUUCAUAAGAAUGCGCAGCACCACAUUGUCAUUCCACCCAAUCACUACUGCGAGGUGCAGAAUCCAGUUGUACUGUCGCCAGAUGGCGGGGAGCCUACAUACCGGAUGGGGCACCGUGAGGUGCGACUGUCGCAACCUCCAUUCCCGUUAUAUCCCGGUGAGGUAGCUUCUGAUUUGAAACCAAUGCGCAUUCUUACUUCCAAAGAGGCCAUUAUUGUGCGGGCGUUGGAAGAUCACACAACUACAGAGGAACUCACGGGGAAAACGGUGCAACGCAUUGCUGGGGAACAGUGGCUGGUGAAGGGGCCUGGUGCGUACGUCCCGCGUGUCGAUGAGGAAGUGCUUCGAGGAGUGGCACCACUCCUUAUUUCGGCAAAUGAAUACAUUCAGUUGUGUGCCAUGGCGGACUUUAAGGACCCAGACGGUACAGCACGACGUGUUGGCGAGAAAUGGAAUUUAUUGACGCAAGGCGUUUUUUUUCCGGGGCCGUACACAAAACAAGAACCUGUUAAGAAGGGUAUCACGCUUUCACCGACCUUGGCGCUCCAUGUGCGGGCAGUGCAUUCUUUUUACGACACACGCUUUGGAAUCCAACGUUGCCUAGGGGACCGUUGGCUUGUGACGCAUGAUGAAGUGGCUUUAUUCCUGCCAACUGAGGACGAGGAUCCUGAGACGACCGUCCCUCUCACGAUCGUUGGGCAACAACAGUACUGCAUCCUAUUAAGAACCGUGCAGGAUGGUGCUGUUCAUGACGGUAAAAGGAAACUUCUUAAGGGGCCAUGUUCCUUCUUUUUGAAACCCGGGGAAAGUUUGCAGGACAACGAGGUGAAGGAUGCGUAUCUCAUUGGGGAUCAUGAGGCUCUCCUUGUGGAGGCGGUAAGCAGUUUUGCGGAGGAGGACGACACAUGGCGGGAGGUGUCAUCCCGUUGGUUGGUGUCCGGGCCGUGCAGCUAUAUUCCACCCUUGGAUGUUUGCGUCUUGGAGCGGCGAGAAAGAUUGUUGCUUACUGGCAGUCAAGGCGUUUAUGUGCGUAACGUGCGUACUGGCAUGGUGAGGGCGGUACAUGGCCAGGCGAUAAUGCUUGCUGCGGAUGAAAUACUGUGGGAAAAGCCGAUCAGUCCUCUUGUGCAUCGUCUUCUUCAAGCGGACACAUUCUCUGUGUACGACGCCGGUGCACUAAAAUCGGCUUCUGAAAAGGAGCCAUAUGCAUCCCACAAGGUUGUCUUCUACAAGGUCCCACACAAUGCCCUGGUGCGACUGUAUGAUUCCAGCACGAAUACCAGUCGUGUGGAGGAGGGACCCGCCGCGUUGUUUCUCGCCCCCAACGAGGAGUUUACACCCAUCUCCCUUUCCGGGGGCCGCCCAAAGGCGUCCAAUCGCAUCCACUCACUAUGUCUCUUUUUGGGACCCGAUUUUAUGGCGGAUGUGAUUGAAGUCGAGACGCUCGAUCACGCCCGACUGAUGCUUCAUCUUGCGUACAAUUGGGAAUUUGACACAACUGACAUGGAGCGCAUCAAGAAAAUUGCUUUUGAACUGCCUGAUUUUGUUGGUAAGGCUUGCAAUACGCUUGCGAACCGCAUCCGUGCUGCAAUCGCGUCUGAGUCCUUUGAGGAGUUCCACCGCAACUCCUCUUCUUUGAUUCGGCAGGCCAUCUUUCGCUCCCACUUAGGGACGACGGAGAUGCGGGAGGACGGCCUGUACUUCCCUGUCAAUGGUCUCCUCAUCACAAAUGUGGAUGUACAGAGUGUGGAGCCUGUCGAGCCGAAUACACGCGACGCUCUAAAGAAGAGCGUGCAACUCGCCGUGGAAAUUAUCACCCAAUCGCAGGAAAAUGAGGCUUCCCACCAGGCAAUGCUGUUGGAGCAAGAGGCGAGAGGGACACUCGAGCUGCAAAUCAUGAAGGACAAGGCGUCGGAAGAGGCAGAACGUGUGACAUUACUUCAGGUCACUGCGGAAAAUACCGCCAUUGAAUUGAGCGGCUCCAGCAGGGCCCAAACUCUUGCAGAAAGUGAGGCACGGCUUGUCGAGCUGCAGGCAGAACUGGACGUAACGCCUAAUCGCUGUCGUGCGCUUGAAUUCAUGACGGACGCUGAGUUGGAUUUGCAACGAGAACGCAUGGAGAUUGAGAUUUCCCACCGUCGUGCCAUGAAUGACCUUGCGGUUCAGAAAGCAAAAGCACUGGCCGACAUUGAAGCCACCAAAGUGGAGAAGAUAUUUUCCGCCUUAGGGAGAGGAACUGUCACGGCAAUUGCACGGGCAGGUCCAGAGCUAAAGGCGAAGUUGCUGCAAGCACUGGGUCUUAAAGGAUUCCUCGUCACGGAUGGUACUUCUCCCAUCAACCUGCUGGGCAUGGCAAACUGUAUGGUGCACGAUCCAAGGGGGAAGCGGGCAUAA
Molecule: messenger RNA, 2598 nt
Organism: Trypanosoma cruzi
Lineage: Eukaryota; Euglenozoa; Kinetoplastea; Trypanosomatida; Trypanosomatidae
Exons: 1
Coding region: 1-2598 (865 amino acids)
Cellular component (GO): nucleus; cytoplasm
Source: RefSeq, a predicted model, not a curated record